Messenger RNA from Quercus lobata, 2085 nucleotides. RefSeq lists its product as uncharacterized. The coding region runs from base 1 to 2085 and encodes 694 amino acids. The record is from RefSeq and is a predicted model, not a curated record. NCBI's taxonomy places the organism in Eukaryota, Viridiplantae, Streptophyta, Magnoliopsida, Fagales, Fagaceae. The transcript has 5 exons.
AUGAACCGUUUAUUUGAGAAAAUCAAGAAAUGCCGAUUAGACCUGGUGGCUUGGAGUCAAGUAGCUUUUGGUAACACAUGGCAUAGGCUCAAUGAAAAGAAGCAGGAGCUGGAGGAAUUGGUUGAGCAUGGAUAUGGGCAGAACCUACACCGCAUCAUUGAGUUGAGAAGGGAGAUUAAUACCCUGCUGCACCAUGAAGAGGUGCACUGGAGACAGCGCUCGAGAUCAUUAUGGCUCAAAGCAGGGGAUAAGAAUACUCAGUUCUUCCACCGUAGGGCAAGUCAAAGACAUUUGAAAAACACGAUAGAAGGGCUACAAGACAGGGAGGGGAUAUGGCAGACAGACUUAAACAGAGUUAGUGACAUUGCCGAGGAAUACUAUACUGAACUUUUUACCACUUCCCACCCUAGUGGCAUGGAACAGGUCCUGGAAGUAGUAGACAAAGUAGUCACUGAGGAUAUGGCAAACCAUAUGACUCAACCGUACACUGAGGAAGAGGUAAGAGUGGCUCUGUUCAGUAUGCACCCAUCAAAAUCACCUAGACCAGAUGAUAAUACUACUGUGGCUUUUGAGAUGCUUCAUAGGAUGAGAAAUAGGAGGAAAGGGAAGACCGGUCACAUGGCGGUCAAGCUAGACAUAAGCAAAGCCUAUGAUAGAGUGGAGUGGGAAUUCCUCCGGAAGAUCAUGAUGAAGAUUGGGCUGCCUGAACAAUGGGUAAACUUGGCUAUGGAAACGGUACGAACAGCCUCAUAUUCUAUACUCAUCAAUGGGGAACCAAUGGGCUUUAUCACACCAACUAGAGGCAUUAAACAAGGUGACCCAUUAUCUCCAUACCUCUUCCUACUUUGUGCUGAGGGGCUGUCCUCCUUGAUUCGGAAAGCAGCAGACACCAAUCGGUUGAAGGGCAUUUAUUCUUGUCGAGGUGGGGUACGUAUUUCUCACCUCUUAUUUGCGGAUGAUAGCCUACUAUUUUGUGAAGCGAAGAGUGGGGAAUGCCGCCAACUACUUGAUAUCCUUACACAAUAUGAGAAGGCCUCGGGGCAGGCCAUAAAUAGAGCCAAAACCACACUCUUUUUCAGCCAAAAUACAAGCCAUAGGCAAAAAGAAGAGAUACGGAACUUGAUGGGGGCACAAGUCAUGAAUAAUUGUAAAAGGUAUCUUGGGUUGCCCAUGGUUAGGGGUAAAUCAAAGGUUGACACGUUUAAGGAGGUCCAAGAGAGGAUAACAAAAAAGGUGAUGGGGUGGAAGGAAAAAAUCAUAUCAAAGGCGGGUAGGGAGAUUUUGAUCAAGUCAGUGGCCCAAGCAAUUCCCACAUACUCCAUGAGCAUUUUCAAAUUUCCUGGAAAGUUCCCAAACUUUGGUGAAGUCUCUGGAACUAAUUCCGACCAAUCCUUGCCAUUUACUACUAAAGGCAUUGGUGUAAGGGUUGUGAGUGUUGAAUUAUUGAUGCCUAAAGGGGAUUUCAAUGAAUUGGUCAAACAGAAAGAGAAACUUGGAGGUGCAACAUGUAAUCAGAAUCAGAUGCAGCUUUUCAGGGAUGUCUUAGAUGAAUGUGGAUUUAUGGAUCUUGGUUUUGUUGGCCCUCGUUUCACCUGGAACUGCUCAAUUUUGGAAACGAAGGACUCUAGGUCGGACUCCUAUGCUUGGAAAAGCAUUCUAAAGGGUUGGGAUGUAUUAUUGAGAGGUUCUCAAUGGUGGAUUGGAGAUGGGAAGUUUGUGAAGAUUUGGCAGAAUCACUGGUUGCCAAGAAAACAUCCACCCUUGGUGUUAUCACCUAUAGUUCCAUCAAUGGAGGAUGCUACAGUUGAUAUUAUGAUAGAGGCAGAAACAAGGCAACGGAGCCAUGAUCUGAUUGAUGGGAUAUUUGCACCACAAGAAGCUAAGUUAAUUAUAACAAUCCCUCUAGCACGGAUUGAAUCAGAUAAUAUAGUGUUUUGGUUGCUUGCAAAGGAUGGGAAAUAUACCCGCAAGUCUGGUUAUCAUUUUUUGAAGGAAGAGGCAGAUUUAGAGCAACAUGAGGAUCGGAGCUCUAGGAUAAGCAGCUAUGGAAGGGGAUUUGGUCUUUGCACGUACCCAACAAGGUGA